AUGUCUCCAACUUGUACCACAACACUGGCCGACUCUGAGCCGACCUUGCCAACUGCUCCUGCCUCCACGGGAGCCUCUCCCAAGGAUGCCGUCAGAAUCUCCAACCCACCAUGCAAGGACACAAUCACUGUUUUGCCGCAGACGAGCCAACUAAUUGCUCUGCUUACCUUGAUCCGUGACCGGAAGACUCAGCGGGGCGACUUUGUGUUCUACUCGAACCGUAUCAUCCGGCUUUUGGUCGAAGAGGGUCUGAACCAUCUCCCUGUCGUGUCACACCCCAUCGAAACUCCUCUCGGCACUCCGUAUACCGGUGUCAAGUUCCAGGGCAAGAUCUGUGGUGUGUCUAUCAUGCGCGCAGGAGAGAGUAUGGAGCAAGGAUUGAGAGAUUGUUGUCGGAGUGUCCGAAUCGGAAAGAUCUUAAUUCAGAGGGAUGAGGAGACUGCGCAGGCCAAACUCUUCUACGAUAAGUUACCAGAGGACAUUGCAGACAGAUAUGUGUUGCUACUCGACCCUAUGCUCGCUACCGGAGGCUCUGCUAUCAAGGCAGUCGAAGUGCUGCUCUCGCGAGGUGUCCCUGAGGACCAUAUCUUGUUCUUGAACUUGAUUGCAAGCCCAGAGGGCAUCGAGAAGUUCUCGGAGAUGUUCCCCAAGCUGAGAGUCGUUACAGCAUUCGUGGAUGAAGGUCUGGAUGAUAAGAGCUAUAUCACCCCGGGCUUGGGAGAUUUUGGAGACCGCUACUUUGGAACUGCCUAAGUCUCAUUCGUGACUUGCGAUAGGGUACAAUAGUCUCAUGAAGGUGGUAUUUGAGAUCCGUUACGUGUCAACAGGCCAUUCGGCCCAGCUGCAGUUGCUUCGAAAGAUUAUGGUGGUCGUAAGCUCUAACCAACAAACAGUAUGAUAUUUUGGAUGAUACGACCAUUGACAGGCAGGACCUUUCAAGCAGUAUCACUACUAGUCGCAAUAUAUCAACCUAUCGUGAUGGUGGUGCUCAUACAAUAAUGUCCUCUGCGAACGCGGCGUAUCUGUUUCCCACGACAAGCUCCUCCAUC
This is a messenger RNA of Saitoella complicata NRRL Y-17804, 1049 nucleotides long. Its product is annotated as PRTase-like protein. The record is from RefSeq and is a predicted model, not a curated record. Lineage: Eukaryota; Fungi; Ascomycota; Saitoellomycetes; Saitoellales; Saitoellaceae. Bases 1 to 753 code for a protein of 250 amino acids. The transcript is spliced from 4 exons.